Aphanomyces astaci is the source of this 440-nucleotide messenger RNA. RefSeq lists its product as hypothetical. The transcript has 2 exons. NCBI's taxonomy places the organism in Eukaryota, Oomycota, Saprolegniomycetes, Saprolegniales, Verrucalvaceae. The record is from RefSeq and is a predicted model, not a curated record. Bases 81 to 302 code for a protein of 73 amino acids.
CGAGCCAGCUUUUCUAUUUUGAGCAUGCACAGUAUCAACCCUCCAUUUCGGCGCACUUUGCAUUUGGAGGACUAGACAUCAUGGGCGAUGACGGGAUGACUGCGUCGGAACUGCGAAGCCGCUACAGCCGUGGAGGCUCCGUCCGGGACUGCGACCUCAGCGCGGCCCAGCUGCGCUCGCGCUACGCCAUCGAAAAGAACACAUUCAAAGACCAUCCGACCGAUAACACGGCGCUGAUUGCUGGAGCCGUGGUUGCGCUGCUGCUGAUUGCUGGCGCGGCGUUCUACUUUACUCAGGGUUGACGCACAAUACUGUAUCCUAAUUUCAACUGCCUUGCAUCUUGUUCUUGGAUAUAGAAUGUCCGAGGGACUUUAUUAAAUUCCACGGGUUGGGUCGCACAAACAACCGGAUAUCAUUAUCCGGUUUCCCCGUCACCAAGU